UAUGGUUCGAUCUAUACCAAGUCCUAAAACUGUUUCAAUAUUCUGGGAAAAAAGCAGAUUAGAUUCUAUUAAGAAAAUUAAAUACUUCGGCACUUUUGUUGAUCAAGAUAAUACUUAUCAAAGCUGUCUCAAGGAUGACAAAUUGUAUAUACAAGAAGAUGGGCGGUUCUUUCCAAUAAGGAACAGCAAUUCUGAUUAUAUACAAGUGAGAUUUCCUUCAAACAAGUAUCGCUUUGACUUGAUGAUGUUUUUUGCUUAUGCUGACUCAUAUCAAAAGAGGUCAAUUAAGGCAGAAAUGUCUCACACUCUUACAGUUUGUACUAUAACUUAUUCAAUAUAUACUUCAAAAAAAUACUUCUGGUAUGGAAUGGAUUGUACUGAUGAAGGUUUUGAGACAGUGAAAAUCUCUUCUGCAAACUCGCUCGAAAUAACUUUUAGAGAAAUUGAGUUCUUUGAUUUCAAUACUCCGAUAGAAACAACAACAAUAUUAGAGACAACAACUCCAGAGGAAACAACAACAGUAUUAGAGACAACAACUCCAGAAGAAACAACAAAAGCCCUGGAUACAACAUCGGUAAUAGAGACAACAACUCUAGAAGAAACAACAACAGUAUUAGAGACAACGACUCCGGAAGAAAUAACAACAGAACGGGGCACAACUGAAGAAAUUACGACAACUUCUCAAACUUCUCAAUCAUAUUAUUUCAAGGUUAUCGUUGAAAAAACUUUGAAUCUUUUAAUCACAAAUACUAUAUUAAAUAAUACGAAUUUUAACAACUGUUAUAAUGCUUGUAACAAUAAUUGUAGUGCUUUCUCAUACGAUUUUUUGAUGAAAAGUUUGCUACAAUUGGCAACCUCUUUUCCAGCAGUGUCUGAAGAUUUUACUCAUUCCUUGAUAUUAAAAGCACCAGAUAUUUAUAAAGUUUUCUGGAAGUAUAAUGAGACACACAUUACUUUCGAGGUUCAAGUAAAAACUAAAGGUUGGAUUGGUUUUGGAAUCUCACCUAACGGAGGAAUGCGAGGAUCCGAUAUUGUAAUUGGAUGGGUAAAGGAUGGCAAAACUAGCUUUACAGAUAGACAUGCAACAGGAAAUACAGUUCCUGUAAUCGAUAAAAGUCAAGAUUGGACGUUGCUUAUGGGAAAAGAGACCCCAGAAUAUACUGUUUUUAAAUUUACAAGAUUGCAAAAAAACUGUGACCUAGAAGACCGAACUAUUACGGAAGGCACAUCAAGACUGAUCUGGUCUUAUAAUGACAAUGAUCCAGAGUCUGACACACCUACAUACCAUGGCGCAUCUAAUAGAGGAGUUCAUAGCACUCAAUUGAUAUCUACAGCCCCUGUGAAAAAUAGACAAGAGAUAUUAAAAGAUGCUUUUCCCAUCGAAAUCGUUAUGAAUAAAAACAACAUACCAAAUUAUAGCGAUACUCAAUAUAAAUGUGCUAUAUUCAGUAUGCUUAAUAGCACAGAAAAACAUCAUAUUAUUAUGAUGGAGCCUAUAAUUCAAAAGGGAAAUGAAGAUUAUGUUCAUCAUUUUAUUCUCUCUGGUUGCAAUGCAGAUGCUCUUACUGAUGAAGAUGUUGGAGAAGCUUAUAACUGUUACGAAGACGACGAGAGAAUAAAGAAACAAAAAUGUUCAAAUAUAAUAACUGGAUGGGCUGUUGGUGGUCAGGAAUUUUACUUUCCUGAUGAAGUUGGGUUUCCAAUAAGCAACGAUCAGGCUAAAAAUUAUGUGCAAUUGGAAGUGCACUAUGAUAACCCAAAGUUACGCUCUGGUAUUGUUGAUAGUUCUGGAAUAAGGUUAUGGGUAACGAAAAAAUUGAGAAAAUACGAUUCUAACAUCAUUGAAGCAGGGCAUAUUGUUAAACAUAGUCAAAUUAUACCUCCAUAUGCAGAAAAUUUUGUGUCCGUUGGCCAUUGUCCCAAAGAAUGCAUUACAGAAGCAUUUACUAAGGACAAUUUGGAAGAAGUUAAUGUAUUUGCAGUAUUUUUACACUCUCACUUAAAAGGCGUCGGGAUAAAAAUUAGACAUUUUAGAAAUGAUAUAGAAUUGGAGCCAAUGGCUUAUGAUGAUAGUUAUGACUUCAAUUUUCAAGAGAUAAGAAAUUUAAAACAAAUUCGUAAGAUUAAAAAGGGAGAUCAACUUACAGUUGAGUGUACAUACAAUACUCUAUCGGAAACUAAACCUGUUUACGGAGGAUUAAGAACCAGAGAUGAAAUGUGUCUUGCUUUUAUCCUAUAUUAUCCCAAAUCUUCUUUAUCAAUAUGUUUAACGGAACCUAAGCGUAAAGUACUUGCGUUCUUUAAAAGAGAUUUAGAUUUUGAGGAUGUAGAUUGGAAGAAUCGUAAUAUUAGAGAUGCUUUUCAAUCGGUAGUAAAGUUACCGGAAGUUACUGCUGCUUGCGUAAUCAAAAAUCAAACAAUUAAGAUUUGGAGCUACAAAUUUCAAGAAGCUAAACAAAUCUACGAAAAAAAUGAUACAUGUCCUACACCGGAGACAACCCAAGCUCCAACACCAGCUCUACCACCAUAUGUUAUUUUAGAAUUUCCAAGACCAUCUGAAAUUUUCAAUCAUGAAAUUGUAUUGAAAGCUCCUGAUGUUUACAAAUUAUUCUGGAAAUACGACGAUAAAAAGAUUACUUUUGAGAUUAUGGUUAAAACUAAGGGUUGGGUUGGAUUUGGUCUAUCGCCUAAUGGAGGUAUGAAAGAUAGCGAUGUUGUUAUUGGCUGGGUGAAAGCAGGAAAAGUCUCCUUUGAGGAUAGGCAUGCUGUUGGAAAUUCGGAGCCACGACUUGACAAAAGCCAGGAUUGGAGGUUAUUAUCUGGUCAAGAAAAAGAACAUUAUACUAUUUUGAAAUUCGAAAGAAAUUUACGCACCUGCGAUCCUCAAGACAGGGACAUAAAUGAUGAAACAACCAGAUUAAUUUGGUCAUAUAACAUUGAAGAUCCUAAAGAUGGUUCACCAGCUUAUCACGGAGUAUAUAACAAAGGAACAAAGAGUCUCCAAUUGAUAGCCACACCCAAACCAAAAAAUCGGGAAGAAUUUCUAAAAAAUGCAUUCCCUGUUGACAUAUUAAAUUCUAAUUAUACAAUGCCCAUUACUAAAGAUACUAGCUACUAUUGCGAAGUGUUUAAAAUACCACCGCUUAAACAGAAACAUCAUGUUAUAGCCGCGGAAGCAAUUAUUGACAAAAAGAAUAUAGACGUAUUACAUCACAUAAUCAUCUACGGCUGUGAAACAAGUAAACUGAAAGACGAACAUGUUGGAACAUCUUGGGACUGUUUUGAUUAUGAAAUAAAUAUGGGCCCUCCGACAACAAGUUGUAGAACUGUGAUGUUUGCUUGGGCUGUUGGUGGAGAGAUUGACUUUUAUCCUGAAAAUGUAGGAUUUCCUCUCGGUGGAGAUAACGACCCUGUUUAUGUAAAAAUGGAAACACAUUACGAUAAUCCUGGUUAUAGAAAAGAUAUUGUUGACUCUUCUGGCUUAAGACUUUGGGUUACGAAAGAUCUUAGAAAAUAUGAUUUUAAUAUUAUGCAGAUGGGUCAUAUCGUUACACCAUUCCAAGUUGUUCCUCCUCAUGAAAAAAAAUUUAAAACAGUCGGUUAUUGUCCUGAGCAAUGCUCAAGUCAGGCUUUUGAAAAAGAUAAUUUGGAGGAAAUUAAUAUAUUUGCUAUUCUCCUUCAUUCUCAUUUAAAAGGAGUAGCAUUGAAAGUCAGACAUUUCCGAGAUGACAUAGAACUAAAGCCUUUGGUGGAAGACAAAACGUAUGACUUCAAUUUACAAGAAUAUCGUCCUUUCAAAAAGAUUAAAAAGUUUAAAAAGGGAGAUAGACUAAUGCUGGAGUGUAUUUACAAUACUCUUGAUGAAGAAAAACCAGUCCUGGGUGGCCUUUCAAGUAAAGAGGAAAUGUGUUUGGCUUUUGUAAUGUAUUAUCCAAGAUUGUCAAUUUCAAGAUGUGAAACUAUGCCUGAUCCUGGAAUAUUGGGACAAAUAAAUAAAUGGGGUAAAGAAGAGGUUGACUGGUCUGAUAAAUCCAAACGAAACAAGUAUCAAAUCCUCGUCGAAACGAAUACAGUUAGAGUAUCCUGCGCCGGGCACGGAAUUGAUUAUAAAAUUGAUCCACAGCCGAUAACAUUAUCACUUCCAAAAUCUCUCUACAAGCCUUUCGAGGAGAAAUGCUCUAAAACUACAACCACCGAUUCUGCUUCAAGAAAUGCAAGCACUAAUCUAAUUUUCUACGUCUUAAGACUCAAUUCUGUUUAA
This is a messenger RNA of Dimorphilus gyrociliatus, 4261 nucleotides long. Lineage: Eukaryota; Metazoa; Annelida; Polychaeta; Dinophilidae. The record is from the annotation of a GenBank genome assembly.